AUGAAAAGAAAAACAUACAAAAAAGAAUAUGAAGUUGAAUCUAUAGUAGAUAGGAUAUUUGAUGAAUCAACUAAAGCCAAUCUCUAUUAAAUUAAAUGGAAAGGCUAUCCACAUUCAUAAAAUACUUGGGAACCAAUUGAACACUUAUAAAAUCCACAUGUCAAGAAAAUGGUUAAAGAAUUUGAUUAAGCAUAAGAGGCUAAAUAAUCUAAAAAAAACAUUAAUUUAGAACUUCUUAAGUAAUGCUUAUUAAAGAAACUUACACAAUUUUUAAUCAAAAAUGCGCCUUAAGAAAAUGAUAUACAGGAAAUUAUUUUAAGUGAUUUUAGUGUAUAAUCUAACUAAAGCAAUUACAACUUUAAAAUGUCCAACUUAAAAGAGGAUUCUAAAAAUACCAAUAAGAAACAUAACUAGUAAUACUAAAAUGCUCUAAAUUGUCUAAAUUCCAACUCUUGA
Molecule: messenger RNA, 456 nt
Organism: Paramecium sonneborni
Lineage: Eukaryota; Ciliophora; Oligohymenophorea; Peniculida; Parameciidae
Source: the annotation of a GenBank genome assembly